AACGCUUUAGAUGUAUAGUAUUUGAAGUCAUAUAAUGUGCCAUACAUUCAUUUGUAAUGAAUAACCACAGAGAUGGAUUAUGUUAGCCACUAGCUAGUUAGCUCAACAUGUCUCUCAAUGACAUUUGUGGGGACGCAUUUGCAGGAGCUAACGUAGCUAACUAACUCAUGUGAGCCGCUUAAAUAGCUAAAUGUGCUGUUGCAAAAUAUAUGAACAGGGCGGGUUAAACUAGUUAGGUUGCAGAAACACUUAAUUCAAUUCAUACGCCACGAUGCUUGUUUUUGUUGCUUUCAAAUAAUAAAGUAAAGCAAAGGGAAUCGUUAGCCACUAAGCUAGGUAGCUAAUAUCUAACCAGCAAUGCGCCCCAACAGCAGGGGACUUCGGAGAAUUCAGGUCAACUUCAUAGAAUGGAUCAAUUUGUCAACAAUUAUAAACACAUUAUAAGUGUAUGCAAAUGAACUUCACACGUCACAUGUGUAACGUCAUGUUAACUAAGUCAUUUAAAAGUACAUAUUAUCCAUUCAUUGAAACCAUAAAAUUAGAACAGAUGUUGAUGAUACAGCUAGUAUAUUAGGUAUAACUUGCCACGUGUGUAGGAUGUUUGUGUCUUUACGCUUAGGCAGGUUAUUUGAUACAUGUCCAUAUUAGCCUACACGUGGCAGACACCGAUCUCGCGCCGCACCAGGGGUAUAUUCAUUAUGCCGAUUGCAACAGAAACAUGUUUACUCCAAAUGGAAAACGUUUUGCAAUGAAGUCUAUUGAAUAAAUUCAGGAUAAUAACAUGGAUCAAGGAGGAGUGAAGAAGAACAGGAGUAACAAAGACAACAGCCGAGUUAAGCUCCUUCUGGGCGAAACCACCUCAGAGAGAACCCCUCUCACUGGUGCUCCCUGCAGUGCCAUGUCCGUUGCUUUGGCAACCACCACCACCACCUCCUUCCUUCCAUCCAGCCAGCUGAUGCAACCAGGUGACGUGCCCAGCGGACUCAGUAACAGCCCUCCUCCCUCAGGUGAGGACCUCGCCUCAGCCUCCGCCACGGCCUCCGUGGGCCUCUACCUGGAAGACCCAGAGCCUCCCACCACAAAGCUCCUGCCCCAACAGACUAACACUUCCCUGGGCCUUGGACUCUUCACCCUUGGGGAUACCUACUCCCGCCUGGAAGACAGCAUCGCUGACUUCCACCGCUCCUCACCCAGCAUGGACUCUCUGAUCGGGGGCUCGGACCCUAACCUGUUCCCCAUGUCCAUGAGGACGGAGACAGACUUCUCCCGGGACCAGGACCUUAUGGAUAUGGACCAGGAAGGGUACAUUGGAAAAGACCAGAAACUGUUCAACGACAACACUCUGGAUCUCCUCCAGGACUUUGAGUUGACAGGCUCCCCCUCAGACUUUUACGUAGGGGACGACGCCUUCCUUUCCUCCCUGGCUGAUGACACUCUGCUGGGGGAUGAGAGCCAGGAUCGUGGGGUGUCCAACUCCACCUCCAAGCCAGCUGCUACUACGACCAAUAGUGGAGGUUUUAGCGGUUCCAACACCACCACGUUGAAUGGUAGCAAUCUACUAACAUGUCAGGAUGAAUCCAACUCCAGCACCCCUAUGACAGGCAGCUCCCCGACCCCCAACACCUUUCCCGUGGUGAAGCUCGAGAAGGAAUCUGGCUUCAUCCAGCUGUGUACUCCAGGAGUGAUCAAACAGGAGAAGACGUCGGCCAUUCAUAGCUACUCCUGCCGAAUGAGUGGUAGUACCGGCGGCUCCACUUCCUCCUCCCCCUCAGAGCUGUCCACCGCCAGCCCCAUCUCCAUCUGUGGGGUGAGCACCUCUGGAGGACAGAGCUACCACUUUGGAGUCAACAGCAGCAUCAACACCCCCUUGGCUUCCACUACCAGUGGAGCGUCUCCGCAGAAGGACCAGAAGCCCUCCGUGUUCAGCCUGUAUCCUCCGUUGGUGACCGUAGGAGAGGCUUGGAACAACAGUAGCUAUGGGGACGGAGCUUCUGGAAUGCAAGGUCUCUCCAGCCCUACCUCCUCUUUCUCCAGCAGCUUUGAAAGUUCUACUUCCAGGCAAGGUGGUGGCGCUGCGUCGUGUACAACCCAGGGCAAGGCCGGGACCGCCCAUAAGAUCUGUCUGGUGUGUUCAGAUGAGGCGUCCGGCUGUCACUACGGGGUGCUCACCUGCGGAAGCUGCAAGGUGUUCUUCAAGAGAGCCGUGGAAGGUACGGUGGCAAGGGGGCAACACAACUACCUGUGUGCUGGGAGGAAGGACUGUAUCAUCGAUAAGAUCAGAAGGAAGAACUGUCCAGCCUGCCGCUUCCGUAAGUGUCUCAUGGCAGGGAUGAACCUGGAAGCUCGUAAAACCAAGAAGCUGAACCGUUUAAAGGGGGUGCAGCAGCCCACCAUGGCCGAGCUGACCCCCCGUCCGCUCCCAGAGGCCAGGUCGCUGGUCCCCAAGUCCAUGCCCCAGCUCACCCCCACCAUGCUGUCUCUACUAAAGGCCAUCGAGCCAGACACCAUCUACUCUGGCUACGACGGCACCCUGCCAGACACCUCCACCCGCAUCAUGACCACCCUCAACAGGCUGGGGGGACGACAGGUGGUAUCAGCCGUCAAGUGGGCCAAGUCUUUGCCAGGGUUCCGGAACCUUCACCUGGACGACCAGAUGACUCUGCUGCAGUGUUCCUGGUUGUUCCUCAUGUCCUUCGGCCUGGGCUGGAGGUCCUACCAACAGUGUGCCGGGAACAUGCUCUGCUUCGCUCCAGACCUCGUCAUCAACCAGGACCGUAUGAAGCUGCCCUACAUGGCAGACCAGUGUGAACAGAUGUUGAAGAUCUCCAGUGAGUUUGUCAGACUGCAGGUGUCUCAUGACGAGUAUCUGUGUAUGAAGGUUCUGCUGCUGCUCAGCACCGUGCCAAAGGAUGGUCUGAAGAGUCAGGCAGUGUUUGAUGAGAUCAGGAUGUCCUACAUCAAGGAGUUGGGGAAGGCCAUCGUCAAGAGAGAGGAAAACUCCAGCCAGAACUGGCAACGCUUCUACCAGCUCACCAAGCUUCUUGACUCCAUGCACGAGAUGGUUGGUGGGCUGCUCAACUUCUGCUUCUACACGUUCGUCAACAAGUCUCUGUCGGUGGAGUUCCCAGAGAUGUUAGCAGAGAUCAUCAGCAACCAGUUACCAAAAUUCAAAGCCGGGAGCGUCAAGCCCCUCCUCUUCCACCAGAAAUGACUGUGUGGUGCUUCCGCCACCAUGACACAAUGCCUUAAAAUCCCCUCACCUUUCCCCUGACAGAGGGAGACCGGGAAGAAGAGAAGACAGAAGAGGAGAUGCUGUUUUGGGAGAAAGUAUACAAAGUACAAGGGUUUGGGGAUUUGGGGAUGAAACAUGGAGGAGGAAGGAGAGAUUUGUCAAGAGGCAGACGACGAGAGGGAAAGAGCACAGAGUUUUUUUAGUUUCGUUUAACAUCUAUGAUCCAGUAUGCAGUAUAACAGUAGAAAUAAAUGUCUUAAGUUUAAAGAUAAUCAAGGAUUGAAAUAAACUAACCGUGUUUUCUCAGGUGUAUCACCCUCAGAAUUUAACAAUAUCUAGAUUAAACAAGUAUCUCAUGUACAGAUUAUUAAGAUGCUAUUUUUUACAGCCACAGGUUUAUACAGUUUAUUAUACAGGUCAUUUCUUACCUCAGCAAAGGUAAACACUAUAACUAUUGUGAUGUUUUCCCACAGGUUUAGCUACUGGGUAUUCCUCUACCUACUGUCGUGUUUAGAACCUGGUUGUAAACAGAGUUUGAUUAUCAAGUCACAUGACAUAAAACAUCUCGUUUUGUUUUGUAACUGUCAUUACAAAAGCAUUUUUGCAUAGCUUUUUUUUUUUUUUUAAGUCAGGCAUAACAUUAUGAAUGAGUUUUUUUAAUUUUUAU
Molecule: messenger RNA, 3899 nt
Organism: Oncorhynchus gorbuscha (pink salmon)
Lineage: Eukaryota; Metazoa; Chordata; Actinopteri; Salmoniformes; Salmonidae
Product: glucocorticoid receptor-like
Exons: 10
Coding region: 782-3211 (809 amino acids)
Biological process (GO): regulation of DNA-templated transcription; nuclear receptor-mediated glucocorticoid signaling pathway
Cellular component (GO): nucleus
Molecular function (GO): DNA-binding transcription factor activity; zinc ion binding; sequence-specific DNA binding
Source: RefSeq, a predicted model, not a curated record